This is a messenger RNA of Acanthoscelides obtectus, 6443 nucleotides long. The record is from the annotation of a GenBank genome assembly. NCBI's taxonomy places the organism in Eukaryota, Metazoa, Arthropoda, Insecta, Coleoptera, Chrysomelidae.
AGCAGAUCGGUCGCGACAGGGUGGCAGCCAUCAGCGGUUGGUCCGGUCUUCGCCGCUCCGCAGAACGGUUCGGGCACUUCCACUCAAUCCACUUGACAACCGUCUCCAGCGAUGGUCCACUUGCAUGCUGGCACCGGCAUCUCCAAACCAGACUGGACCUCGUGCGGGCGCUAUCCAGCUCCGAAGACCGCUUUCGAAGCGUCGCGACGCGAGAUCUAAACUUACCCACCCGAAUAUGCGCUUUGAUGGGCGGCUAAACUUCACGGACAACUCGACUUUACUAGCACCAGCAGACACUCAGGACAGUGGAGGUGUUGGUGGUAAAGAAGAUGUACUGGGGUGCCGCCUCUGGCUCCGAGGUGACGUAGCAGCUGCAGCUCGGGCUGCGGCAUAAUAAUGCACCAGGAGGCGGUCCUGCUGUGCACAGCUGAUCUGUACGUACGUGGUUGAAUCGAUGGCGGCUGCCGCAGCCUCGGCCCAGGCUCAGGCCGUAGGGGGCGGAGCCCUAGGGCCGGGGGGCGGGCCACCGCAGCCGAACCCCGCCUCCGACCAAAUCGCUUCGCCGCCCGCCACGGCCGCCGCCAUAGCCCAAACUAACACCACCGCAAUCUCAGUAACCAAUCAGCCGCAUCAACACCACGGACACACAUUCUGCAAGAAGACCUUCCACAAGCCCACCUACUGCCACCAUUGCACCGACAUGCUCUGGGGACUCAUACAACAGGGAUUCACAUGUGAAGUUUGCAACUUUGUGGUACACGAUCGCUGCCUGAAGACUGUCGUUUCUCCUUGUUCCAGUAUUGCUGCCACCCUAAUCAAGAACCCUGUUGCUCACUGCUGGUCCGAACCUUUUCAUCAUAAAAGAAAGUUUUGUAACGUUUGCCGCAAAAGAUUGGAUGAUAGUGAGUCGGUGCAUUGUGAAAUAUGUGAGUACUUCGUGCACGUAGAAUGCCAGGACUUCGCUGUGGCGGACUGCAAAGAGAACGCAACCUGGGUUCCGGGCAAAAAGCUGGGGCAGGUCAAACAUCAGCACCACUGGCGAGAGGGUAACUUACCGGCGGGCAACACGAAAUGCGCACUUUGCAAGAAAACCUGUUGGUCUCAGGAGUGCCUGUCUGGGUAUAGGUGCGAAUGGUGCGGUUUGGCGUGUCACGCGGCAUGUCACGUGCAAGUGAGCAGCGAAUGCAAGUUCGGAAUGCUGGAGCCGAUCUACCUGCCGCCCCAUUCCGUGAGCAUUCCUCGCACCGAGGUACCCAUGGAGGCCAUCAUAGGGGUGCAGGUUCGCAGGAAGGACACCCUCUCUCGUGAGUAUUCAUGUCCACGCAGUACAUCGGAGGAAUUCCCUAGUGGAGACGGCAGUGGUUGUAGCAGUAAGGGGCCAAGGGACUCUGAAGACUAUGCGCAAGGCCAUCCACCAUCUAGCAAGGACAAUCGACAGGAUAAGAAUAAGAACCAGGAGGAACGCGAUGAAGAAGUGAUAAAGGUAUACGACGGGAACAGUUCGAUGCGUCGGCGUAUCUUCCGCUUGGUAUCAGUGCAGCGCACGGCGCCGUUGCGGCAGGUGUUAACGCAGGCGUUAAGGGCGUUUCACAUCACGCGCGACCCGAACGUGUUCCAUCUGACGGAUGCGUAUUCUCCGGACGAGGGGAUUCUGCAAGAUCCGCAUCCCAUCAUGUCGCUGCAUCGCAGGGAAGGCAAGAGGCCUGCGGUCUUUCUCAGGUUCAAGGAUCGUGACAACGAUUCAGGCGAAGUGAGGGUGUAUCCCGGCAAACUUCAAGUAUCACAGGCACUUUGCACCGUGCCUGUGGAUUCUAACAUGACAGUCGGGGAUCUUAUUCGCGAAGCGUUGAAGCGUUUUGGAUUGGAUGACAAAAAUUGCGAGGAUUAUAGAUGUAGCGAGGUUCUUCUGGACAGAGGAGUAAGCGAAAGAGUACUAUCUUGGAACGAGAGGCCGUGGGAGAUCGUGAAGCAGUUGGGAAAAGACAGCAUCAGGCAAAUGGAGUUGAUGAGAUUCUACCUGCAAUUGAAACAAGAUCCUCAUGGUCCUAAUGUAGCCUUGUUUGUCGGAAAUCUACCACCAAAUCUAUCUGAGAGGAACUACGAGAAUAUAUUGACGGAUUUUUUAGGGAGAGAAAAUAAAUUUUCAAAAAUUGGUCCCAUUUAUUACGAAUACGGAUCCAUGGUAAUAACCUACGAAGAUGCUGAAAAGGCUGUCAGAGCUCUCUACACAUUGCGCGAAUCAAAAUACGAAGAUAAGCCUUUACUAGUGAUGCUAUUACCCAACAUCGAACCAUCUAUGAUCCCAGAGGGCGUUCAACCACUGUUAGUAUUCGUAAAUGUCAAAUCUGGAGGAUGCCAGGGCCUCGAGCUCAUUUCAAGUUUCAGAAAGCUGCUCAAUCCAUACCAAGUGUUCGAUUUAGAUAAUGGUGGUCCACUUCCCGGUUUGUAUGUGUUUCGCAACGUAAAAAACUACAAGAUAUUAGUAUGCGGAGGAGAUGGUACCAUUGGUUGGGUAUUGCAGUGCUUGGAUAACGUAGGGCAGGAUUCGCAAUGUUCCUCGCCUGCAUGUGCCAUCGUGCCUCUCGGAACAGGUAACGACCUGGCCCGAGUGCUACGAUGGGGCAGCGGUUAUACGGGUGGCGAAGAUCCUUUGAACUUGUUGCGUGACGUCAUCGAUGCCGAAGAGAUCAGACUUGACAGGUGGACGGUGGUGUUCCAUCCAGAGGACAAGCCCGAUGACAGCGUCAAGCAGGUCAACUCCACCGGUUCGACCAGCGAGGACAACAGCCAGAUCUUUGUCAUGAACAACUACUUCGGAAUCGGCAUCGACGCAGACCUGUGCCUCGACUUCCACAAUGCCAGGGAGGAAAAUCCGGGAAAGUUCAUCUCGAGGUUGCAUAACAAGAGCGUUUACGUGAAGAUGGGUUUAAGAAAAAUCGUAGGACCAUCUAUGUGCAAGGAUCUUCACAAGGAAGUUAGAUUGGAGGUCGAUGGGAAACACGUCGAGUUACCACAAGUUGAAGGAAUCAUUAUUUUGAAUAUACUCAGUUGGGGAUCUGGAGCGAAUCCUUGGGGACCGGAGAAGGACGAUCAGUUUUCUAAGCCUAAUCAUUGGGAUGGAAUGCUGGAAGUAGUUGGAGUUACCGGUGUCGUUCAUUUGGGGCAGAUUCAGUCUGGGCUAAGGACGGCCAUGAGAAUUGCCCAGGGAGGGCAUAUUAAGAUCCAUCUAAACUCCGAUAUUCCUGUUCAAGUGGACGGUGAACCAUGGGUACAAAGUGCCUGUGAUGUUGUAGUUUUAAAAUCUGCGCUGAAGGCGACAAUGCUGAAGAAAAAUAAGUUCAAGCGUCGGCCCACAGAACCAUGUAUACUUCCAUCAGCCAAUGGGGAGGGGGGCAAAAGCACAGAUGACUAGAUCAAUACCCUAAACAAAACACGAAAAUAUUCCCUUUUAUUUCAUGUGCCACUUCUUUCAGAGUUUAUCAUUUCCUGUUUUAUACACAUUAAAAUAUAGCAUGAGCAGGAAUUUUGAAACUGUGGGACGCACCUUUGACGACCUUUAUCAAGUAAAACUACCCGAUUGUUGAUAGUUUACACCACAAACGCAUAAACAUUUUUUAGACACAGGUGCGUUUCUGUCAGACAAGUCUGAAUCGGCAUGUUUUUUCUUCAACUUAUAAUUACUAAAAUAUAGUUUUUGUACCUUUAAUAAUGUAUUAUCAAGUAGUGAUUGACAAUCUCAAAAUAUCCUCUUCUAUUUUAUCCAAUCCUGUAAUUUCCUUUCUAGUUUUUAACGUCAAGAGUUUUUAAAUGCAAUGUUUCCGAUAAGUCACAUAGCCACACAUGCAAAAAAUCAAUGGAAUGGAUUAAAAAUCCAACAGUGUCUUAGUUUUAACAACUGUGAAAACUAAUAAGUGAGAAGGAAUUGCAUGCACAAUAAUGACGAUUCAUUUGAUAAGUUCUUUUGUAGUCUCCGAGUGAUAUAAUUAUUUGAAAAUCUUCGUACUAUUAUAAAAAGUAUACUAAGCCUUAAAAUUAAAAACGAGUGUAUACGCCCCUCUCCUCAGGCCACGAUGCUGAAGAAAAUGAAAGGAAAAAUGAAACGGCGUAAUACAGAACCGACGAUGCUGGUUUCUCCAGGAGGACAACUGGCUCCUCUACCUUCAAAUGAUGGAGAAUCAUCGCCAACUGAUCCAGAAAAUACACAUUUCUGAAGCAUUCUUUACACUAAGCGCUCAAGGUCACUGAAACUCUAUCCCACUUCUGAUAGCGAAAGAGCUUUAAAUUUGGAGAUAGUGACCUAAAGCUCUUCGUGCAACAUGCUUAAGCUAUAUUACAAACAAUCAGUUACUGAAAAAACGUAUUAAAGAAAAUUGUUGUAGAUGGUUUAUUGUUAUGCCUUCUGUUACCAAACCUAUAUACCUCACAAAAGGUAAACCAAGCCAAACGAAAAAGUACAAAAAACGCACAAUGUUUCUUGAUACACAAACUUAACAAUUUUAUGCGGGUCUUUCGCAAAUGAGGUAUGCUCUGUUUUGAUUAUUAACUUUAAGCUACAAUUCGAACUUAGCAACCUGCACUUGUGGUAAGCUCGCACAAAUCUGGAUAUCGAACUAUUAUUUUAUUUCAUGUUUCUCUCUAUACCUGUUAUUUUCAUUUUUUUAAGAUAGAAUGAGGAAAGCUUUUCAAUACGUUUUUUCAGUAGCUACUUAUCUAAACCAAAACUCAAUGCCUCUCAGUAGUUAACAACUAGCUUCCGGUAAUGUUCAGUACAGAGUAUCGUGUAUUUUUACACUGAUUAAUCUAUAUUUUUCUCUCGCUUUAACUCUUCAAAUGGUGUGCCAAAAAAAAGUGCAAAGAUAUAUUUUUGACGUUCAAUUUUUACGUUAAAGAUGAUGUGAACUUGGAUGGUUUCAUACCGGAACUUCGGUUAGUUACACUCAGAGGUCAUUUUAGCUGUAUGUUCGUUUUAAGGUAUGCAUUUAUUCAGUUUGCAAAGCACCUCGUGAAAACAAAACGUCAAUAAAAUUUAAUAAAGUGAAAGAGAAAUGUCUUGGAAGAACCAGGUAAAUCUGACCAGCUGCUUUCAUGAGAUGUAUGUUGUUUCAAAACAGUACAACUAAGCCAAAUGUAAUGAUUAUUACGUUAUAGUAUGGUAUUUUUACCAGAAUAUUUGGUGAAGAGUAUACAAACAAAACACUAUAUAUUGAUUGUGGCUACAUAGCCCGUUGAGUUUAUUUAAUUUUAAAUAGUUCGUUUGAGUACAAUUGAGUACUGCGCAUAUGUUAUAGUUUUAAAAUUAAUUUAUUUAAAAAAACUGCAUAAAAAUCAAAAAAAUAAGCAGUGCUGUACCUCCUUGUACAGCGAGUGGUUACAUGUGAGUAUAUCUUGCAUCACAAAUUUUCAAAAACCACUUAUAAACGGUAUAACCAACUGCAAAACCGUUCAUAAAAACAUUGAUCGAAACAUUCUUGGAACACAUCUCGUAGUAAGUUAAGUGUCAGUGUCGUUAUAAAGUGUGAAAGUGAGGAUACGGUUUUAGAGACUACAGUAAAUGUAGCUGGACAGUGGUUUUACAUGCAUAUGUUAGGUAUGUCGGAUACGGAGCAUUAAAUCGCUAACAGGUGUGUUCCAGAUGCUUCGAUCUUUGAUAGGCUAUCAUGCAAUCUUAGUACACCCUUCCCAAAAUUGCUGGACAGUCGCUGGAAGCAGUGACAGAAGUGCGGUAUAGGUUUAAUGCGUUGUUACCUUAUGUGACCACUAGAUUUGUGAAAAACGUGCACAGGACAUAUGAAAUAACGUAGCAUAGAUGCUAACGAUGCGUCGUUCUUUCACGUUAUCGUAUUGAUUGAUGAAAGUUUACGCUUUUGGAAUCAAUAUUGAGUACAAUGUACGCUGUUGGACGUUAUUGGCAAUGACAAGUGACAUAUAACCAAUCGCGCUGCGAACCUAAAACUCUCUACUUCGACGUUGUUGUCGUUUGCGUGCUGAGGACGGAUGUAGGAUCACGUGGCUUCCGCAUGAUCCUUCAUCCCCUUCCAAGGCGCCAGGCGACAGCCCAGACGAAAGAGGGGGUGGUUAUCAAAGGAAGAGCUUUGUGCUCGACUUCCAGGUGUCGACCACAAGGUAUUGGUCAAUCCGCUUGUGCGCUAGGGGCUCAAUUUUCAUCUUACCUCUAUGGCCUGGAUGCAGAGGAGGUGGAAGUCAAGCGAACAUAGCGGAUUUUCCUUCGCCUGGACCUGUUAGGUACUAUUCGAUGUGCUAUAUUGUUUGUAAUUAUAUUUCCCAAGGUAUAUAUAAAUUAGAUCGAGUUUUGUUCAUUGUUUUGAGGGUUCAGCUUCGCUGCAGGCUAUUCGUAACCUGCGAGGGAGCAUUUACAAAUAUAUAUGUAUAUGUGAUUAAAUAGAUAUAUUAAAAAUUGUGAAAUAUAGAAAUACUUAAAAUUA